Paralichthys olivaceus (Japanese flounder) is the source of this 1581-nucleotide messenger RNA. RefSeq names its product cellular communication network factor 2a (gene ccn2a). The record is from RefSeq and is a predicted model, not a curated record. Gene Ontology annotation, biological process: signal transduction; cell adhesion. Gene Ontology annotation, cellular component: extracellular region; extracellular matrix. Gene Ontology annotation, molecular function: integrin binding; heparin binding. Lineage: Eukaryota; Metazoa; Chordata; Actinopteri; Pleuronectiformes; Paralichthyidae.
CCAGUGACGUGCAGCGAGGGCCAGCGAGUAUAAAGGGAGCUCGCCUCUCCGGUCAGAACUCAGAUCAACUCUUCUACCGAAGCUAAACUCUAGCUUUCACCACGAACGAAAGACAGAAAGAAAGACCGUGACCGGAGCCACUAGACGAAACCAGACAAGAGAUCAACUUGAUCAGAAGAGGUUUCUCGAGCUCAAACUCAAAGACGAAAGGAAGACCUCCUCAUCUUAAGACUUAAGGAAAAACUACAACCUAUUUCUACAAGGAAGAAAAGAUGUCUGCUGGAAUGAAGAAAAUUAUUUUGCUGCCUUUCCUGUGCAUCAUGCUCUCAUACCUGGCUGCAGGUCAGGAGUGCAGCGGCCAGUGCUCGUGCCCCUCCACUCCCCCUCAGUGCGCCCCGGGAGUGAGCCUGGUGCUGGACGGCUGCGGCUGCUGCAGGGUGUGCGCCAAACAGAUGGGGGAGCUGUGCACCGAGAAAGAUGUCUGUGACCCACACAAAGGCCUCAACUGCGACUUCGGAGCCCCCAUCAACAGACGCAUAGGAGUCUGCACAGCUCGAGAUGGCGCCACCUGUGUGUUCGGAGGAAUGGUGUACAAGAGCGGAGAGACUUUCCAGAGCAGCUGCAAGUACCAGUGUACCUGUCUGGAUGGAGCUGUAGGCUGCGUUCCUCUUUGCUCCAUGGACAUCCGACUGCCCAGCCCUGACUGCCCCAUGCCCAGACGGGUGAAGGUGCCAGGGAAGUGCUGCGAGGAGUGGGAGUGCGAUUCUCCCUACAGACACAGUAUCAUGGGCUCUGUUCUACCUUGUAAGUCAGUCUUCAUAAAGUAUUCUAUUAUUUCUGCUCAAAUGAGCUAUAAUCAGGAUGGUCUUUCUAAUCCAUGGUUUGCUCCUGUGUUUACAGCCUACAGAGUGGAGGAGACCUACGGCCCAGACCCCUCCUUGAUGAGGGAGAACUGCCUGGUUCAGACUACUGAAUGGAGCGCCUGCUCUAAGACCUGCGGCCUUGGCAUCUCCACCAGGGUCACCAACGACAACCACGAUUGCCGCCUUGAGAAACAGACCCGACUGUGCAUGGUGCGACCCUGCGAGUCACAGCUGGAGCAGAGCAUCAGGAAAGGGAAAAAAUGCAUCCGCACUCCCAGACUCUCCAAGCCCAUGAAGUUCGAGAUCUCCGGCUGCACCACCACCAAGUCCUACAGGCCAAAGUUCUGCGGUGUGUGUCUGGAUGGCCGCUGCUGCACCCCCCACAGGACCACCACCCUGCCCAUGGAGUUCAAAUGCCCCGAUGGGCAGGUCAUGAAGAAGCACAUGAUGUUCAUCAAGUCCUGCGCCUGCCACCACAACUGCCCUGGGGAGAACGACAUCUUCGAGUCCAUGUAUUACAAGAAGAUGAUGGGAGACAUGGCCUGAGCCAGUGAGGGACGAUCAGAGCUUAUGACUUGAAGAAAAAAACAAAACAGAACUCCAUCUCAUUUUGCAGCUCAGUAUAUAUGUUUUUGUCAUGUUUUAUUUUGUCAUUGUUAAAGUAGACCAGACACUUGUCUAAGUGCCUGUGUAUUCUAUGGCUGGAGCAUAUCGGCCA